AUGAGCAAAUCAUCAAAGGCUAUUGAUUUUCCAACUUUUUAUAAUCUUCCACCAUUCUAUUCACUGCAGCCAGUGUUAGAAACGAGAGAAAAACAAAGUAAAUUGUGGAGUGAAGUAAUUUUGAAAUAUUGCGAGCAUGAAAGGAAAUUUGUAAUUGUUAUUGCUGAGGAAGAAGGAAAAUUAUUUUCCAAUUCUACAAUUAAUAGAAAAUUAAAUAGAGAGGCUAUUUAUUACUUUUUGGAUGAUCUUGUUGCGAAGGAGAGAGGUGAAUGGUUGGAUAAAAAGUCCAAGGAAUCAAUAUAUAUUUAUUGGAAAACACCAAUGGAAUGGGCUGAUAAGAUUCAGAAAUGGGUUGAUGAUUCGGGAGUUUCAAAUACUGUUUGUACAUUCUUUGAAUUGUUGGAGGGAGAAACUGGAGAAGGAACUGAAUUUCAUGGAAUGAAUAAGGACAUUUUCAAGAAGGCACUUAAACUGCUAGAGAAGAGAGGAAAAGCCGAAAUGUUCCAAUCUGGUGACAAUGAAGGUGUAAAAUUCUUGUAA
Messenger RNA from Naegleria gruberi, 540 nucleotides. RefSeq lists its product as uncharacterized. The record is from RefSeq and is a predicted model, not a curated record. The coding region runs from base 1 to 540 and encodes 179 amino acids. Gene Ontology annotation, cellular component: ESCRT II complex. Gene Ontology annotation, biological process: protein transport to vacuole involved in ubiquitin-dependent protein catabolic process via the multivesicular body sorting pathway. Gene Ontology annotation, molecular function: protein homodimerization activity; structural molecule activity. The transcript has a single exon. Lineage: Eukaryota; Heterolobosea; Eutetramitea; Acrasida; Naegleriidae.